Molecule: messenger RNA, 5095 nt
Organism: Manduca sexta (tobacco hornworm)
Lineage: Eukaryota; Metazoa; Arthropoda; Insecta; Lepidoptera; Sphingidae
Gene: gzl
Product: E3 ubiquitin-protein ligase RNF13
Exons: 11
Coding region: 330-1658 (442 amino acids)
Cellular component (GO): cytoplasm; nucleoplasm
Source: RefSeq, a predicted model, not a curated record
GUCGAUCAUGAAACGUGUAGUUGCGCCCGCGUCUUCAGUGUUACAACACAGUGCAGUUUGUUUGAGCUGGUAAAAGGGAAAAUUGUAGAAAUAUUUUUAACUUUAUCUAAUUCUAAAUAUUCAACUGAACCAAAGUGAGUGAAGUGUAGUGAUCAUACAUGAACACAGUGGGAACGUUGUGCCAAAGCAGAUGCGGUAUUGGCUGAAUAAUUGACCUUCUGUGACUAAGAAUGUGAUUGUUGCGUUGAUCCGUCGGGAAUCAUUCGUUCGUUGGUGUAUCCAAUCGUUCAUUCGAUCGUUCCUUAAACUCGAUUCGUCUGUGUGCGAAAAUGGCGGCCCAACUGGCGAUAAAUGCAAUUCGUGUGAUGUACAUUGUUGGAAUGCAACAUUUCAUCAUGCAGGAGUUCCUGGACAUCCCGGCGAGCUUCGGCGGCGACUUGCCGCCUGAAGGUCUGCGCGGGCUGCUGGUUGCUGGUGAGCCGGCGGACGGGUGUUCAGCGCUCGUCAAGCCGCCCGUCGUUGACAACUUCACUGGCAAGUGGAUCGUGCUCGUCGCCAGAUACAACUGCAGCUUCGAGAUAAAAGUGCGUAAUGCUCAACUCGCCGGCUACGAUUGCGCCAUCGUGCACAACGUCAACUCUAGUGACUUAGAGACUAUGUCAGCAAAGGACCCCGCGGGAAUAAUCAUACCUUCAGUGUUCGUGAGUGACUUGACCGGGUAUUUAUUAGGUGACGAGUAUCUGUACAAUCAAGGUUUCUAUAUAAUGGUGAACGAUGACCUGCCGUUCAACAUAAACACGCAUCUGUUGCUCCCCUUCGCCGUGGUCGUGGUACUGUGUCUCCUCGCCAUUCUCAUAUUUCUGAUAGUGAAGUGCAUAAAGGACCGUCGCCGCGCGCGCCGGCACCGCCUGCCGCCGCGCUCGCUGGCCAAGAUACCCACGUGCAAGUUCAGCAAGGGCGACCCCUACGACACGUGCGCCAUCUGCCUCGACGACUACAAGGAGGGCGAGCGGCUGCGCGUGCUGCCGUGCGCGCAUGCGUACCACGCGGUGUGCAUCGACCCGUGGCUCACGCAGAACAAGCGCGUGUGUCCCGUGUGCAAGCGGCGCGUGCUGGCGGCCGGCGAGCGGCGCGUCACUACGCAUUCCAACUCCGACUCCGACUCGGACACGGAGCCGCUGCUGCCGGAGCCCACCAGGCCGCAGCCGACGCAGGGCGGUACGUUCGAGGAGCAGCGCGAGAACCCGUUCACCCGCGCGGCUCGGUUCAUGGCGCGGCUGCGACGCGAGCGGCCACAGGAGAACGCCGAGGAACCAUCUACACAGUCGGAGGAACACGAGGCCCCCGAGGAGAACACGUCGUCGGACAGACAGCCGUUGGUGCGCGCCGUGUCGGAGCGUCGGGCGCGCCGCGCACGCUCCCGCGCCUCCCCUGCGCACGCGCAAGCCACCGCGCCCGCCUCCGCCGCGCCUGCGCCCGCACCCGCCCCGCCCGCGCCCGCACCCGCCCCGCCCGCGCCCGCACCCGUCGCGCACGCGCCCGCCGCGCUCGCGCCCGACGUCGCCUCCAUCAACUCGCAACGCGAACCAGACACCGGCGAUAUCGGUGUAGCUGCCCUACCUGCGUCAGAAGCGACGUCACAACACGUCAACUUAUGAACGGUCCACGUCAUAUAACAUUAUUGCUAGUUAAGUGUCCCAAUGCGCUCGACUACUCACUGCAUCGAGCCUGCGCACACACUGCCGCGAAACCACGAUACGACUAUAGUGUUAAGAUACACCAAAAUUAUCGGUUUUGUCUAUAAAUGUGUAGCAGAGGAAUUGAAAUACACGUGGACUUUAUCCAUUAUUUUAUCAUUGUGUUGGUAUGUAGAUCUGCAGGGAGUACCAGAGGCCCGUAGUAAAGGUUUUAAAGAUGUUAGCUCACUUUACACCGAGACUGUACUAAAUUUUUCAUAAUAUUUUGUGUAUGACAGUACCCUUAGCAGGAAUUUACGCGUUAUCGUAGAGUAUCCGUAUGAAGAUAACGUUUACAUAUUUUUCGAUAUUUUUUUCAUUGCUUUGAAUGACGAGUUAUUUGAAUUUAGAUUAGUUGUUUGACAAUAAUAAAUAUCAAAAAAAAAAUGGUACUGCCGAUUCCCAUACAUUUUAAUUUUACCGUUAACAAGGUGUGCUAUAUGUUCACACUAUAGUAUUUUAGUUUCAAAUACUCUCACGGGCGCUGUUAUAAUAUCCAUACAAAAAUAUUUAAACGAUACCUUUAUGUUAAUAUACUAUAACGUUUAAAUUUGUGCUAGGGACAAUUAUGUGCAGCUACACGUAUCGAAUAAAUUUGAAUGUUUUAAAAAGUGGGUAUAUGUACGGAGUCGCUAUAAUUAUUAAAAACACUUUCAUAAACUAUUUAAUAAAAAAACAUUGCGGCGGUGUGUGAAUUUAUUGAUUAUUGACAACUCUAAAAAAUUAAAGCGAGUAUUAAUUUAUUAGUUCAUUGAAUUGAGGCCAACUUUUACUAACAUGGGUCAUGACAGACAUAAAGUACAUUUAUAUGUCAUUUUAAAUUUUAAUUCAAGAUCUUAGGGUUCACAUUCCGUAUUGUCAAAAGAUAAUUUUUCAAUAGAAUAUGAACGCUAAGGAUAUAUUAUUAAAAAUUAAAAUAGACUUGCAAAAAAUUCUACUUUAUUCUCUCAUGGCCUGUAUUUACAAUGAGCGUGGCCCUAUUGGUUUAAUUUGAUCCUUCAUUUUAACACAUGAUAUCUCGUUUAUAGAAGCAGAUUAUGCGAAUUUGUUUUCCUAACCAUUGACGUAAAAUAUCGAAGUAAGUUAUAAGGAAUAUUUUUGGUUUUCUGUUUUCUUCUGAUAUAAACCUUACAAUACCCACCUAGGAUACAAUUUUUAUUAUCUCAAUAUUUCAUAGACUGACCACAUUUGACUGUCGAUAAAGUUGAUCUCUGGGACCAUUUAGUUGAAUCGAUAUUUCAAAAUUAUAACGUUAUUGGUACAUUUCGAUGGUUUAAAAAGUUAAUUAAUUCUUUACCUGAAGUAUUUGAAAAAACAUCUAAAUUGUCAGGAGAUCGACUAUUAUAUUAUUUCGAAUAAAGGGUUUGGGACAAAAUUUAAAUAGGGUGCAAUAAAUAUAAGUAAAGGGAACUGAAGGCAUGGAGUUUUAAACUCGUAUAACAGAGGUACGUGUAUGGUCGUUUUCACAAAGAACAUAAUUAGAAACAAUUAUUGUCUCGAAGUUAUGUUUGCAAGAACAAAGAGUCGAUACAAAUUCUAUCGACUUAAAAAAAUGCAAUUCCCGUCUAUUAAACAAAUUAUUAACGGCGGUUACAGAUUGCGUUCAAAGUUUGUAUUAGUCACUCGCGAAAUACGUGCGUAUACGCACGUGCACACGCGUAUCUGUACGAUGUUUGCGAGAUGCGCAAGAUGUACAACUCCAAGGGCCUGUUUCACAAGUUUUAAGUAAAUUUUAUUUGACUGUUAUUGUAUACAGCUAAUGUAGAUAGUACUCAUUUUGUUACCAUUUAUUUGGAAGUAUUGAUUAGAUUGGGACUUUUAUAAUCAGUCGGGUUAUACAUUUAUGUGACUAGUAGCACUCAAAAAUUGUGAAACAGACCCUAAAAUUACAAUUAGUGUACAUUAGGCUAUCUUAUAAUUUUAACGAUCUUUAUACUUCUGAUAUUUACUAGUCUGUGACUGCGUGUUUGGUGACGGGUUGUGAGCAGGCGGCUAUAGCAGUACCCAGAUCGAAUACCAUGCUGGGCUGGUCAUCUACCGUGACCUGUGUCAAGUAUUUUGAAUGGUAUAUUACCUUGGUUGAACGUAUUUUUAUAUCGAGUAUGUGAUUUAUGUGUAAUGUGAAGGUAAACAAAUAUAUCCAUUAUAAUCCACCCCCGUUUUAUUCUAUCUGAAGAAUAUAUCGAGAAGAUUUUAGAUACGAUCCUCAAACAAUAAUAUACUUUAUUUCAUGCUAAUAAUCGAUAAAAUAUUUGGAACUCAUGAUCACGAUGGAUGACCAACCUUACGUCAGUGUACUUGAAAUUAAUAUAUUGUAACAAUUGUAGAGGUGUUACUGUAGGUUAAUGUAAUAUUUUAGGUUUAAUAGGUUUAUGAUUAGAUUUAUUACAAGAGGUUAAUUGUAUUCAAAAUUCUGAAUAAAACUACGUUAAGCUAUGUUCACACAUUGCAACUUGGAUUUGCGUUUUUGAUGCGACACAGGCAUGUAGAAACCUCAGUAAGCCAACAUCGAAUUAGUGUGGACAUGGCAUUACAGAUUUGUAGAUUUUUACCUCAAAGUAUCGUUAACAUACCACAGUCUUAACCCCUGAAGUAAAUAAAAUAUCAUGCCUCGUAGUUCGAUCCAGAGAUAAUUGUUUAUUUGUAAAAAGUUAAUGUAUGUAUAUAUUUUAUAGUUAUAAAGCAAGGUGUAGUAAAUUGUAUACAUUAAUGCCAUAAUAAUGUUUGUAACUAAAAGCGCACCGAUUUGUAUUGGAAUAUUAAAAUUAUUUUUAUAUUUACAUUUGGCAAGGAUGCAUUAUUGAAGUGUCUAUUGUGAUGACUAGUUCGCCAGUGAUGGUUUGGCUUCUAAUACAUUGACGGCACUGUAAUUAUUUUUCGCUUUAUAUUAUACUUAAGGAUUUAUUAACAAUAGUAUUAUGUUCUUAUUGUUCAUUGUUUGCUAUCAUUGUGAAACAUUGUUUGACAUCUAGCGCCGUCACAUUUAGUUUACCAAAAAAUUUUUAUUUAUCGCUUGCUGUUCUUGUGUAUUUUCGAAAUUUAGUUAAAAGAUGUUUAUAAAGUACAUGCAGUUAAUGCCAAUGUUUAUCGCCGGCAUGAAGUUAGUCAGAAGCGGUGUCGCAGUUGCAUAUGGGUUCAUUGUUAACUUCAGACCAAACGUUAAGAUUGGCAUCAGCUGUAAAUAAUAUAUAAGCUUUACGUUCUUUGUGAUAUGUAUAGAAUAAUUUUAUGUAUUGACACAGUUGAUUUGUCUCGUUUCGGUUAGUUUUGUGUAUUGUAUAAAGAUCAUUGCGCGGGUACGUGGCGCAUGCGCUUCUUUAUUCGAACACUCCAAAGAAAUAAAAAUCAUUUGACUUUAA